AUGACAGAGAGGAGAGAGGAAAAGCAGACCGAAGCAACUGGUGAGGGGCUUGAAGUCUCGCCUUCCCUCAUGGGAAAUGGUGGAGCAGAAUUCGGGGAGGUAGACGACGUGGACGGGAUGUACGGUGUGAGAGGCGUAGACUUACGAACACCAUUGUCUUUAGCAUCAAAAUCCGUUACUAAGCCUGGAGAUGAGUUGGAGGGCUUUCCGGUGGAAGAGGAAAGUUCAGAUGACGAGGAGUCGUGUUUCAUGCGUCUGUUUAACACGACCUUUAAGUGCUACGAAGCUGAUGUAAAGCCGUCCUCUCAAGUGGCCAAACGCAACUGGAAGGGUCUACUGUUGGCUCUGCUUGUGAUCACCGUCAUAUCAGCCCUCAUCGUGCUGGCCUGCUUCCUCACCUACGACUACAAAAUUGAACCGAACUAUGGACUUCCCUUGACACUAAAUGACAUUGUAAUGCUCAACGGUCUAAUUAACCGCCCCAAUGCUCAAUUCACAAACGAUAACUUAGUUUACUUGUCCUCAAACGGAUCCCUGUUAGCGAUUGACCUCAAAACCUACAAACACAGGCUAUUAAUGACCAGCGCACAACUACGUGAGAAGCAGAAUUUUACCGGAAUUCUGAGUGUCUCCGAGAAUAUGGCAACCCUACUGCUCCGCUAUCUAUUUAUCCCAAUUUACCGAAGAAGCUACUUCUCGCAGUACCAAGCCGUUCUACUAUCGCCAGGUAACAAUCCCCAAAUCAAGGCACGAGUGGAUAUUGGACCUUUUGAGGAGGGAUUUGAACAGCCCCUGCUCAAUCACGCUCAAUUUUCGCCCAACUCGGAGGCACUGGCAUUUGUCUACAAAAAUCACAUCUACUGUCAAAGAAAUCCCUUCAAUAAGUCGGUGGACAAUAUGCCUGUACCAAUAACGGCUGAAAUUUAUCGAGAAGGCGUUCUUUACGGAGUUGCUGGAUUCGUCUACGAAGCCUCUUCAAUUGUCUUAACUUGUCUGCCACGCCUCGGUGCCCGUGCCACCUUGGUCGUGGUCGUUGAAGGGGAAACUCUCGAAGAGUUCUUAAUACUUUGUAGCUGCACGAUUAUUUUUAUUGAGGGGGAGGAGAAGAGGGGGAAGAAGUGUGUCCCCCUCAAGAUCUGGUGCAGGCAUGCCAAGAGAGCUUCCACCCCCAGUUUCCAAUAUCCACCUUGCAUCACGAAGGGCUCUGGCCGUGGUACAGUGAAAUGUCUACAAGUGUCUCUCAGCCUGAAUAGAGUCCCCCUGAAGUUUGAACUUCUUAAUAGCUCUGACAGGAAUAGAUGUUUCCACUUCCUUCCUUUCCGUUUUCUCGCAGAGGAGAUACUAGGUGUUUCUCAGACCUUUUGGUGGAGUCCACAAGGCACCAAAUUAGCCUUCACCGCAAUCGACGAGACCAAUGUCACCAAGACAAAGUUGCUCUUCUUUGAGACUCCGGGCACCUUUGGACCUUAUGUGAACGAUCACAGCUAUCCGAUGGCUGGUGAAGAGCGCAAAUACAACAUGCCCUUCUUGACACUCUACGUGUAUUUGAUGGCGACCAAAAAGCUGAUCGAAUUUGAAAGACCUCGCAAGGUGCCACAGGAUGCCCUCAUGACCUUCUUUAAGUGGAUUGACGAUGAGCGCUUUCUGUGUGGAUGGGUAUCGCGGAAAUGGGAUUUUGCCUGGAUUGUGGUCGGGGAUGUGCCAUCAAAAACCAUGUAUUCUCCAAACCAGCAUUAUCAGAUGCCUAUUGUUGAACUGGCAAAGCAAUCUAUUCUAACAGUUAUCCCCAACUACUACAGCGCAAAUGUGUAUCGAGGCAUCGCGAGGUUGUCUUUGAACAUAUCGAGACAUAUGACCACUCAGUACCCACAGUGGGUGCAUACGCCAGACUACGACGUGAGGGAUAUUUUGUACUCCUUCGGUGGCAAAGAGAUCCUCUACACAUCCAUCGGGAAAGAUCCCAAGGAGAUGCACUUGUUCAUAACACGAGGUGGCACCCAGGCCAAGUGUUUAACAUGUGGUGACCCCAAUUGCCAUUUCAACUCGGCCAAAGUUUCUAAAGACGGCACCAAUAUCAUUCUCGAAUGCCUGGGACCAUCUCCACCCUCGAUUUAUUUGAAGCGAUUAGUCAGAAACGCGACAAAUAUUGGAUCGCUGGAACAUGUGGCAGUGGUGGUCAACAACACCAAACUGAAGGAGAUGGUGGCGGUAAAGGCCAUGCCUGUGACCAGGUUUGAAAAUGUCACCAUACACAAGGGAACAACUGCUGAGAUCACCUUGAAUGUGAAGUUCGUGCAACCGCCAGAAUUAGUGGAAACGCACAUUACCCAAUAUCCUGUCCUUUUGGAAACAUACGGCGGUCCGAUUUCUCAAACUGUGACAACAAAAUUUGUUGCAGAUUGGCAGUCCUACCUGGUGACACAGUUCAAGUUUGUUGUCAUCUCAAUUGAUGGUCGAGGAACUGGCAAUAGAGGCAAGCGAUUUGAAUCAGCCAUCUACAAGAAGUUGGGGGUUGUAGAGUCCUACGGUGGAUUUGCGGUGGCAAACAUUUUGGGUCAUCCCGAUAACGACUUCAUACUUUGUGGCGUCGCCGUUGCACCCGUCACCGAUUUCCGUCUCUACGAUGCGGCCUACACGGAAAAGUAUUUGGGGCCCUACUCUGAAAACUCACACGCAUACGAGCGAACUCAUGUGACCCAGCUAGCGCGCAAUUUUAAGAAUAAGGAUUUCCUCAUUAUUCACGGAAUGGCUGAUGAUAACGUGAAUCUCAUUCACUCAGCUUUGCUCAUCAAGGAAUUGAUUCGGCAAGGUGUUGGGUUUGACAUGAUGUUUUAUCCGGAUGACAAUCACUUCAUCGCUCAGAGGCAUUUUCGUCCGCAUUUGUGGCGCAAGGUGAUUACUUUCAUUGUUGACAGCGUAAAUCGGACUUCAAUUCGCCACCGACACAGUUUUGAUGAUUUUUGA
Echinococcus granulosus is the source of this 2964-nucleotide messenger RNA. RefSeq names its product Dipeptidyl aminopeptidase-like protein 6. Bases 1 to 2964 code for a protein of 987 amino acids. Lineage: Eukaryota; Metazoa; Platyhelminthes; Cestoda; Cyclophyllidea; Taeniidae. Gene Ontology annotation, biological process: proteolysis. The transcript has 22 exons. The record is from RefSeq and is a predicted model, not a curated record. Gene Ontology annotation, molecular function: serine-type peptidase activity; dipeptidyl-peptidase activity.